AUGCUGCGGGCGUGCUGCCUGAUAGAAGACUACAUACAACGUUUCGAGAUCACAACGCUCAAGGACGAGACGUGCUCCAUGGAUAACCCGAUGAAGGCGAGGACCACUUUUGGUCUCAUGCUCAAGGACGACGUGGUAGACAACACGCUGGUCGGAGGGUCAGCCCACAGACUUCUGAGGGCGGGAGACAGGAUAGUGAGGGUGGAGGGUCGUGCCUUUGACCUCCCUGACCUUCAUGCCUUGAUGCUUGGUGACGAUGUUCCUGGGUCGCAUGUUGAGAUCUCCGUGGCAGAGCCGUUCACGGGACGAGUGAGAGAGGUCUGCCUGCAGAGGAUGGAGAGUGGGAAGCUGGGGCUGAGGAGGAGGAUGUUUGAGCUCUUCACCUGCCGUAACAGCCCUCUGCUCUUUUUGUUGCGCCUGCUUACGCGGAUCCUCGCAGUGAAGCAUCGCGCCAGCAGCAGGGACGAUCAAGUCAGUCUCGAUGAGAUCCAGGAGUGCCUUAGCAUCUGGUCCAACCUCAUGGCGGCGGAGGAUGCGCGCUGGGGUGAGGUGGCGGAGAGUGUCAAGAGAUUCAAGAGGACGAUGCUGGACCUGGUCGCACAAGUGAAGAACGAGCUGAGGAGGCAGGAGGAGGUCCAGAAGCGAGAGCAGCUGCACUCCAUGGUGAGUGAAGGUUGGUUCAUGCGCUGUGAGACUCAGGCGACUGACAUGGCAGGCGGACGUGGUGCUGGCAAGGAGGAGACUCGAACGGAAAGAGCAGGAGCUUGCAGGCAGAAAAAGCAUGUUUGA
Messenger RNA from Guillardia theta CCMP2712, 789 nucleotides. RefSeq lists its product as hypothetical. The transcript is spliced from 3 exons. The record is from RefSeq and is a predicted model, not a curated record. Lineage: Eukaryota; Cryptophyceae; Pyrenomonadales; Geminigeraceae. The coding region runs from base 1 to 789 and encodes 262 amino acids.